Bactrocera neohumeralis is the source of this 978-nucleotide messenger RNA. Its product is annotated as cylicin-1-like. Lineage: Eukaryota; Metazoa; Arthropoda; Insecta; Diptera; Tephritidae. The record is from RefSeq and is a predicted model, not a curated record. The coding region runs from base 1 to 978 and encodes 325 amino acids. The transcript is spliced from 3 exons.
AUGGAGGAAAUACCAGAUGAAAACAAUAUCGAAGAAGGUGAUGCAUGUUUAAAGCAGUUUGAAGAAACCAUCAAACAAGAUGAUGAUGAUGUGCGAUUUAUUGUAGAAAUCCCUUUAAAAGAAGAUAAAGAUUUGGGAGAUUCUCGCAAACAAGCUGUGGCGCGCCUCGUUUCUAUGGAAAAUAAAUUUCUAAAAAGCAAUAAACUAAAAAAGGACUACCAUCAGUUUAUCAAAGAAUAUAAGGACCUUGAUCAUAUGGUCAAAGGAAAUGAUCAUUUAAAAGGCUCACAUUUUGGAAAAAUGUGGGAAAGUGAAGUCCAGGUUAAAUCGUUUGAAGACGAAACUGAAGUAGCUGAUCAUAUUUUGGAAGAUGAUGCUAAAACACAGAAGGAAGGUUUUACUACUUCACUAAAAUACUUAAAUGAAAAAUGCACCGAUGCAGAAGGUGAUAAUACCGGCAGGAAUUCAGAGCAAAAUAGUACAAAAACGGUUGCAGCUUUGAAGGGCACAAGAACAUCCAAGGGUGGAUCCAGCAGCAGUAAGGACGAACGCCAAUGCAGCAAGCCCGAUGACGAUAAAUCAAAAAGAAAAGAUGAGAAGUCUGGCGACAAAAAGGAUAAAGACAUUAGUGAACAAAAAUCAUCUUCAAACAAGACUUCGCAGAAGGAUGACAAAGUGAAUACAUCUACAAAAUUGUCGUCCACAGGAAAGCAGACAAAACCUUCACAUGAAGACAAGAAGAUACGAGACACAACUUCUAAGACGAGAGACGACAAACGUAAAACUAUUGAUACAAAGAAGGACGAUGAAUCAAAGAAACCUGAAGUGGAGAAGGAUAAGCAACGCGAUAAAGAAAAGGAGAAGGACCAUAAUAAAAAAGACGUAAAUAAAACUGUUGAAAUAGCCAUAAUAGAUCCAGUUGGAAAAGCAGAUGUAGUAACAACCAUUUGGGAGUUACUAAUACCAUGGCAGCGUUAA